Cyphellophora europaea CBS 101466 is the source of this 885-nucleotide messenger RNA. RefSeq lists its product as uncharacterized. NCBI's taxonomy places the organism in Eukaryota, Fungi, Ascomycota, Eurotiomycetes, Chaetothyriales, Cyphellophoraceae. Gene Ontology annotation, molecular function: enoyl-CoA hydratase activity. The record is from RefSeq and is a predicted model, not a curated record. The transcript has 2 exons. Gene Ontology annotation, biological process: fatty acid beta-oxidation. Gene Ontology annotation, cellular component: mitochondrion. The coding region runs from base 1 to 885 and encodes 294 amino acids.
AUGGCACCACCAAACUUCUCAAAGCAGCCGCCUCAGAAUGACUCUCUCAUCCUCGCUUUCCCAACCCCUCACAUCCUUCUCGUGACCAUCAACCGCGAGAAGGCCAUGAACUCUAUUCCCUUCGCUGUGCACUGGGCAAUGCACGCCCUCUUCUCCUGGUUCGACGCCGAGCCCGAGCUGCGGGUCGCCGUGAUCACCGGGAAAGGCAAAAAGGCCUUCUGCGCUGGCCAGGACCUCAUCGAGCUGGGAAAGCGGCGAGAAGCUGCUUCUUCGGCUAGUGCCGCCGGCAGCGAGGACGCUAAGAUCGUCGAGAUGGUCCGGAGCAUGGCGGGUCAUCCGCCCAGUGGCUUUGCUGGGAUCAGCAGACGGGUGGGCAAGAAGCCCAUCAUUGCCGCUGUCAACGGGUUUGCCCUAGGUGGCGGCUUCGAGAUCGUACUUAACUGCGACAUGAUCGUGGCGUCUCCCACCGCAACGUUCGGCCUGCCUGAAGCUCUACGCGGCAUCUACGCCGGUGCCGGCGGUCUCCCGCGACUCCUACGGAACACCUCCCUGCCCUUGGCGAAUGAAAUCGCCCUCACCGCCCGCUUCCUGUCCGCUCAGGAGGCACUCAAUUUCCAACUAAUCAACAAAGUCUCCAAAUCGCAGGAAACCGUGGUGGAGGAGGCGAUUGCUCUAGCCGAGAAGGUCGCCGCCAUCAGCCCCGAUGCCAUCAUAGUCAGUCGUGCGGCCAUUCGUGAGGCGUGGGAGAGAGACAGUGUGGAAAGGGCUUUCCAGACCGCCGACGAUCGGUGGAGGGACGGAUUGAUGAGUGGUGAGAAUACCAAGGAGGGCCUGCUGGCGUUCAAGGAGAAGAGGCAGCCGAAGUGGAGGCCCAGCAAACUUUGA